AUGAGAGCCCUCUUCUUCCUAGCCUCUCUAGGCUUUGCAGCCGCUGAGGAUGGCUUGGAUGGCUGGUUACGUUAUGCUUCACUGCCGUGUUCUGGUCAAUGCCAAUCCAAGCUCCCUGCUAAUAUUGUCGUGUUCAAUGCCACCGAGACGAGCCCCGUGUACGUUGCAGGGUCAGAGAGACAGGCGGGGAUCCAGAGUAUCUAUGGGAUUCAGCCUCACAUCAGCCACAAUCAAUGUAAAUCAUCCUCGUCUGCAAUCGUCGUCGGCACCGUUCACCAAUAUCGCAAGACUUGUGGUUCGCGCGACGUUCCGGAGUUGGAAGAAGACGGUUUCUGGCUCAGCACUGAGGCAAAUCGGAUUUAUAUCCUGGGACAAAUGAACGUGGGUAACUUCUCGGAAGUCUCCUACUCCACGAACCCCUCGGCGCCGAUUCGCUGGGUGAACCAGUGGGAUAAUAUAGACGGGCGAAUCGAGCGAGGUUACGGCGGUCCCUCAAUCUUCUUCAAGGAUGGAGCAAUCAUCUCCGAUCUGACGAGAGUCAGGCAAUAUGCCCGUCUGCUCUCCUCGAUUCGGAUCAAUGCCGUGGUGGUCAACAAUCUCAACGCCAACGCCACCUUGCUCACUCCUGCAAACCUCAAGGGACUGGGCCGGAUUGCCGAUACUUUCAGGCCGUAUGGUGUGCAAGUUGGCAUUUCGCUCAAUUUUGCAUCCCCCGAGGAUCUGGGCGGUCUUAGCACUUUUGAUCCACUCGACUCCUCCGUCAUUAGCUGGUGGUCCAACAUUACCAAGCAUGUGUACCAACAUGUCCCAGAUAUGGCAGGCUACUUGGUCAAGGCAGACUCAGAAGGACAGCCGGGUCCUCAGACAUACAGUCGCACAUUGUCCCAAGGAGCAAACCUCUUCGGCAAGGCACUACAGCCGUACGGAGGCAUUGUCAUGUUCCGUGCCUUCGUGUACAACCAGCUCAAUGAGUCGGUUUGGACGGCGGACCGUGCGAACGCUGCGGUCAACUUUUUCAAAGAUCUGGAUGGCGAGUUUGACGAGAAUGUAGUAGUGCAAAUCAAAUACGGACCUAUCGAUUUCCAGGUCCGGGAGCCGGCAUCGCCCUUGUUUGCAAAUCUCUUCAAUACGAGUACUGCUAUUGAGCUGGAAGUCACCCAGGAGUAUCUUGGCCAACAGUCGCAUCUUCUUUAUUUGCCUCCACUCUGGAAGACUAUCUUGGAUUUUGACCUGCGGGUGGAUGGCAAACCUUCCCUUGUCCGAGAUGUUGUUACCGGGAAACGCUUCAAUCGAAAGUUAGGUGGUUCGGCCGCUGUUGUCAAUGUCGGCACUAAUACAACCUGGCUGGGAAGCCAUCUCUCUAUGUCGAACCUCUAUGCCUAUGGUCGCCUUGCAUGGAACCCUGCAGAUGACGCCCAGGCAAUGCUGCAGGACUGGAUUCGUUUGACCUUUGGUCUGGAUCGCACGGUGCUCAGUACUAUAACGAAGAUGUCCAUGGACUCAUGGCCCGCAUAUGAGGCCUAUAGUGGAAAUCUUGGGAUCCAAACAUUGACCGACAUUCUGUACACCCAUUACGGGCCCAAUCCAGCCUCCCAGGACAACAAUGGAUGGGGCCAGUGGACCCGUGCAGACCAUACAGGCAUCGGAAUGGAUCGCACUGUGAGCAAAGGUACCGGAUUCGCAGGCCAGUAUCCAAGCGAGAUUGCCGCGAUGUAUGAAAACAUCGAUACUACUCCAGACAAUCUUCUGCUGUGGUUCCAUCAUGUCGAAUAUAUGCACAGCCUGCACUCUGGGAAAUCCGUUAUUCAGCACUUUUACGAUGCGCACUACAGCGGCGCGGAGACUGUGCAGACGUUCCUUUCACAGUGGGAAUCUCUGAAGGGCAAAAUCGACGACGAACGAUACGAACACGUCCUGCGUCGCCUGGAGUAUCAAGCCGGUCAUUCAAUUGUUUGGAGAGACGCAAUAAAUAAUUUCUACUACAAUCUCUCAGGCAUUCCUGAUACGGCCAAACGCGUCGGCCAUCAUCCGUGGCGCAUUGAGGCAGAGAGCAUGCAGUUGGAGGGAUACAAGGCGUAUACUAUCAAUCCCUUUGAGACUGCCUCUGGCUCUGUGGCUAUUGUCACUGCUGCGAAUGAUACCAUGGGCACGGCUACCACUCAAAUCAAGUUUCCCUCCGGAACAUAUGAUCUCGCAGUGAAUCACUACGAUAUUGACGGCGGGCAGUCUCACUGGCAGGCAUAUUUGAAUGACAAGCAGAUUGUUCCGGGGGUCAAAGUUAACAAGGGUGAUGCAUUAAAGAUCGUCGGCAAGCCUGAUGGAGUUGAGCCAGCCCCGCUGGACUAUGUUGCCUUCCUUCCCGAUGGGGUGGUGGAUUGA
Penicillium canariense is the source of this 2379-nucleotide messenger RNA. It is a transcript of the gene aguA, whose product is annotated as alpha-glucuronidase. Gene Ontology annotation, biological process: xylan catabolic process. The coding region runs from base 1 to 2379 and encodes 792 amino acids. Gene Ontology annotation, molecular function: alpha-glucuronidase activity. The record is from RefSeq and is a predicted model, not a curated record. Gene Ontology annotation, cellular component: extracellular region. NCBI's taxonomy places the organism in Eukaryota, Fungi, Ascomycota, Eurotiomycetes, Eurotiales, Aspergillaceae. The transcript is spliced from 3 exons.